Lingula anatina is the source of this 469-nucleotide messenger RNA. Its product is annotated as signal recognition particle 9 kDa protein. Lineage: Eukaryota; Metazoa; Brachiopoda; Lingulata; Lingulida; Lingulidae. Gene Ontology annotation, molecular function: 7S RNA binding. Gene Ontology annotation, biological process: negative regulation of translational elongation; SRP-dependent cotranslational protein targeting to membrane. Gene Ontology annotation, cellular component: signal recognition particle, endoplasmic reticulum targeting. The record is from RefSeq and is a predicted model, not a curated record.
CUAAUCACUGAAAGCGAGGCUCGAAGCAGGUGCUAGACGUGGAGAAGACGAGACAUAUUUACUACUAAAAUGACUUAUUUGACCAGUUGGGACGAAUUUUCAAAAGCCGCAGAAAGACUGUACAUCUCUGAUCCAAAUAAGUGCCGUUUUGUGGUGAAGUACAGACAUUGUGAUGGGAAAUUAAACAUAAAAAUUACAGAUGAUCAAGUGUGUCUCCAGUACAGGACAGAGCAUUCCCAAGAUGUGAAGAAACUAGAAAAACUGACAAAUCAGCUUAUGAGACACAUGGCAUCUAAAGAAACAAAGUGAUGAACUUAAAGUGUCCAUUGGAAGUGGACUUAACUGAGAGCCAGGUGUUUGUUUGCCUGUUUUUGACUCAACAACCAUUGAUAAAUGUAAGGUUGUGCACCACAACUGAGGGGAAAAGUGCAAUGUCUCUGUGCUUGAUGUAAGCAGCCAAUAAUAAUAA